This is a messenger RNA of Nymphalis io (European peacock), 3065 nucleotides long. RefSeq names its product BMP and activin membrane-bound inhibitor homolog. The record is from RefSeq and is a predicted model, not a curated record. Lineage: Eukaryota; Metazoa; Arthropoda; Insecta; Lepidoptera; Nymphalidae. Bases 302 to 1072 code for a protein of 256 amino acids. The transcript is spliced from 5 exons.
GCCGGCCAUUAGUUGAGUUCUGACCGCGUCCCGGUAUGCAUGUGACGCUUAAUUUACAAACACCAUAAACGUGUGUUUACAUAAAAAUAUACGUUCAGUAAUUUGGAAAAUUAAUAAGUACGACGUGUAACAAACAAUUUAGUUAGUAAGUGUUAUAAUAUUAAACUGUGUUUAUGUUAGAAUAUUUCAAGUGAUAUAAUUUUGUGAUGACUGAUGAACAGAAAAAAACUUGUUUGAUAUUUCGGUAAUGGUGAUAUUUAUGCGUUUCUGUUUGUGGCAAUAGAUUUUAAUUGACAAAGCAAUGGCCGUAGUUAAUUUUAGCGUGUGCUUGGUGCUCAUUCUGUACCACCUCUCGUCGGCGCUUAGUGACGAAUCUUCCUCGGAAUCAUCAGAUCUCGGAUUAACUGAUCCAAAAGCUGAUAGUGAAACGGAGGGUGUCAGAUGUUAUUGCAACACAGCCCAAUGUGUGAGCACGGGAUACAUGUGCCGAUCGCGGAAAGGAGGUGGUUGCUACAGUGAAGUUCCACCUAGGAGACACCACGCACGUCAUGGUUGUCUUCACCACUUAGCUGAAAAGAAACAAGAAGCGCUGUCAUACUGUCAGAACGCGCCGUCCCAGGGUGGCCCUCCUCCCAGGGAAAAUUCUCUGCUCUUAUGCUGUUUCAAGGACCUCUGUAACCACGAAGACAGUCCAUUGGCUCGAGCGCGGCUUAAUCUCACCAAUGAUUUAGAAGGCAGUGUGGCGAGUGAACGCGGUGCGUCCUAUAACGGCGAAGUUUGGUUCAAAGCGGCGACCAUCGCAGUGCCGGUUUGCGGCGCGCUCAUACUUUUCCUACUCGUCGCGGUCGCCGUACGGCUGUUACGAGCUGAUGCACUCCUGCAAGCAGAUAGGAAACUCAGGGGUGGGUACAUAUCUACGUCACAGCACAGCACAGAUGAUGUUAAGAAAGUAUGGGUGGGUAACUCAUCCGCCCCUCUUCUAGUGACACCGAGCGGCUGUCUCGUCGCGGUGGAACGAGCCCAGCUAGUCGACAUACCCCCCUGCCAACAGCUCUGUGAUAUACAACGAUAGACUGCACUCAACGAGCGAGCAAUCUCUUUAGCGCACUGUACCAUGGCCUGACGGAAUAGUGUUAGGUAAUUCUAAGGCUUUAAUGAAAAAUAUAUUACAUAUCACUAUUACAGGUUCAACAAAAUUAGUAGUUGCAAAAUGUCAACGAUAGAUGGCGCUGUAGAUAUAAUAAAAGUUUCGAUGUUUAAAUAAGGCAGUAGUAUAAUUUUUAUGGGAAUUAUGAAAAGUAUAGGUAAAAUCGUUCCAAGUUUGAAUCUUUUUGAAAAUUGAUCUCAGUGUAGUGUUCGUCAUUUCACGGUACAGCGCGCACGCAUACCAAAUCUACCACAAUGUAUAUUUAACUGUUAUUUUUUAAGCGCUUUGUGUUCCUCUUAUUUGUAAAUGUAAUCAACUCGACUUAUAAUUUCUUGACAUAUUUAAACGGCGACCGUAACACAAGUUACCAAAGUGGUGAGAAUUGUUUUGUGUGACACUUUUGAAUUAUAUGAUUUUUUUUUAAUCCUCAAUUUUUAAGCUAAGGAGCACAUUUGUUUUCUUAUAACUUAUACUGGAGUAUGUUACAAAAUGUCAUACAAAACAACUUCUAAAUUCUUAUAUGACAAUAUGGAAUAUUACAAUGGUUUAGUUAUAAUAGUCAUUUAUUGGCUAAUUUUAAGCAUUAUUUAAUACAUUGUAAUAUGACAGAUGACAAAUGUAAUUUCUAUAGUUUUUAUUUCUUUGCAUUUAAAACACUAAUCUGAUAUAACUUCUUAAUUAUAAGUAUUGUAUGCACUUCUGUUAAUUUUUUUUUAGCUGGCAAUAUUGUAUUUUUUUGUAAAAUAUAGUUAAUGAUAUUUGUUUAUGGUUAAUACUAUUUUGAGAGAUAAUUCGAAAUGAUCAUGACUGUAUUUGUCAUAUAUUAAUAUAUCUUACUAUAUCUUAAGGUAUACAAAAAAGUACUCAGUCAGAGUACGUUUUGAUAGUCAAUGGUUAUCUGACGGCGUUUGCGUUUGUAAAUUUUAAUUAUUAUUAAUAGAUAUUGUAAAUUAAUGUCCCCGUUGCCUGUCUGUAUGUUCGUGUUUAUAAAAAGUAAUACCAAUACACAGAUUAGCUGAAUAUAUUCACGUAUCUAUACAAUUUAUGGAUAUUUAAUGUAGCAAAUAUUAUCGAUAAUUAAAAAACGUGCCUUUUAAGACAUUUUACAAUAAAAGUUGUGUGAACAAAAUUGUGGUACACAAUGCGACAUCAAUUAUUGGACAAUGGGGCAUAAAUUAUUAAAUAUUAAGUUUACUUUUGUACUUUACUUCAUAUUUAAAUAAAAAUAAUUGAACUGGCAACACUUAUGAGGCUACACGAAUUCCAAACGCGAACGCGCAUAGAUAUACAAUAUGUCACAAUAAUUAUAAUAAAUAAAAAUAUUUUUUAUAAUCUGUAAAUUAUAACAUUUGUAAAUAUAGUGCACUAAGUUACCUGUUACUGAGCGUUAAUCGAGUCGAGAUUUGAAAGUGAAAUCCAUUGGUAAGAAAUACUAGUCUUUAUAUCUGAUCUUGUAACUUUUAUCUUAAUUUACUUCAAUGGAUUUUACUUGUGGUCGAUUGUUAUUGUAAUGAUGAAUAACAUUGAUUUUAUUUAUUUUUUUAACUGACUUAUGAUAUAUACGUUUUGAAAUAGUUUUUUUUUUAUAUAUAUAAAAUCGAUGUAAUAUGUUACUUAAUUUUGUAAAUAUAAUUAAUUUCAAUUGUAUAUGUAGUUGGCAACACUUAUUUCUAUGAAAGUUUUUUUUUUUUUCUUAAUUUAAAAUUUAGGCAAUGAAUUCCUUACUUUUCGGCCAUUAUUCAGAAAUUGACUUGAUUAAGCUUCCUUGAGGUGCCUUACCUUUUUAUAAGUUUUAUAUAAUGUAUAAGUGUUUUAAUAUAUAGGUGCAAGUAAAAUACUCCAUAAUGUUAAUGAAUAUACCUGCGACUUUAUGUAAAUAUGUAUGAUGUAUAAAGAAUAAAUGAAAUUAUUUUAUACA